This is a messenger RNA of Ascochyta rabiei, 1920 nucleotides long. Its product is annotated as Carnitine O-acetyltransferase. Gene Ontology annotation, molecular function: carnitine O-acetyltransferase activity. The record is from RefSeq and is a predicted model, not a curated record. Gene Ontology annotation, cellular component: mitochondrion; peroxisome. Gene Ontology annotation, biological process: carnitine metabolic process. Lineage: Eukaryota; Fungi; Ascomycota; Dothideomycetes; Pleosporales; Didymellaceae. The transcript is spliced from 4 exons. The coding region runs from base 1 to 1920 and encodes 639 amino acids.
AUGUUCAGCAGAGUUGCGCGAGCGCGAGCACCCGCCUCGAUCCUUCGCCGCCCCGUCACGCAGACCCCGACCCCGACGCCCAGGAGAUUCGCAAUGGCGCCCGCCAGGAAGCAGUCGUCGCUGCCCGAGGGCUACAAGGAGGACCACAGCAAAGGCGCCAUGCUGCGCUUCGAGGACUCGCUCCCCCGGCUGCCCGUGCCGACGCUCGCGGAGACGGCCAGGCGGUACCUCAAGUCGGUGCACCCGCUGCUGUCCGCGGCCGAGUUCGAGCAGACAACCCGGGCCGUCAACGACUUCGUCGCGCCCGGCGGGCCCGGCGAGACGCUGCAGCAGCGCCUGGAGGAGCGGCGCGCGCGGCCCGAGAUCAAGAACUGGCUCGCCGAGUGGUGGAACGAGGCGGCGUACAUGGGCUACCGCGACCCCGUCGUGCCCUACGUCAGCUACUUCUACUCGCACCGCGACGACAAGAAGCGCCGGGACCCGGCCAAGCGCGCGGCCGCCCUCUCCACCGCCGUGCUCGAGUUCAAGAGGCUCGUCGACGGCGGCCAGCUGGAGCCCGAGUACAUGAAGAAGCUGCCCAUGGCCAUGAGCUCGUACGAGUGGAUGUUCAACUGCAGCCGCGUGCCCAAGAAGCCCGCCGACACGAGCGUCAAGUUCCCCUUCGCCCAGAACCAGCACAUCGUCGCCGUGCGCAAGAACCAGUUCUGGAAGAUCCCCCACGAGAUCGGCGGCAAGCAGCUCAACACCAGCGAGCUCGAGCUGCAGUUCAGGCGCGUCUACGACAGCGCCGUCAAGACCGACGCCGUCGGCAUCCUCACCUCGCAGAACCGCGACGUCUGGGCCGACGUCUACCCCAAGCUCAAGGCCGCCUCCCCCGUCAACGCGGCGGCCAUCGAGGCCAUCGAGGCGGCCUCGUUCGUCGUCUGCCUCGACGACGCCUCCCCCGUCACCCUCGAGGAGCGCGCCCACCAGUACUGGCACGGCGACGGCGCCAACCGCUGGUUCGACAAGCCGCUGCAGUUCAUCGUCAACGACAAUGGCACCUCGGGCUUCAUGGGCGAGCACUCCAUCAUGGACGGCACGCCCACGCACCGCCUCAACGACCACGCCAACAAGCUCAUCUUCACAAACGCCCUGCCCUUUGACGACCCCUCCAUCCGCUCCGACCUGCCCAACCCCAAGCCGCUCCGCUUCGAGCUCAACGCCGAGCUCAAGAGCGACAUCGCCGCCGCCGCCGCCCACUUCACGAGCCAGAUCGGCGCCCACGAGCUGCGCGUGCAGGCCUACCAGGGCUACGGCAAGGGCCUGAUCAAGAAGUUCAAGUGCAGCCCGGACGCCUACGUGCAGAUGAUCAUCCAGCUGGCCUACUACAAGUUCUACGGCAAGAGCCGCCCCACGUACGAAUCCGCCGCGACCCGCCGCUUCCAGGAAGGCCGCACCGAAACCUGCCGCACAGUCUCCGACGAGAGCGUCGCCUUCUGCGAGGCCAUGACGAGCCCAGACACCACACCCGAGGAGUGCGCCGCCAAACUGCGCGCCGCCCUCGCCGCGCACGUGGCCUACAUCAGCGACGCCUCCGACGGGCGGGGUGUCGACCGCCACCUCUUCGGCCUGAAGAAGUGCCUCAAGGAGGGCGAACCCGUGCCAGCGCUGUACUCGGACCCGGCGUACAGCUACAGCUCCACCUGGUUCAUCUCCUCGUCGCAGCUGUCGUCCGAGUACUUCAACGGCUACGGAUGGAGCCAAGUCGUCGACGACGGCUGGGGUCUCGCCUACAUGAUCAACGAGAACAGCAUCCAGUUCAACGUCUGCUCCAAGGGUCUUGGAUCGGACAAGAUGAGCUUCUACCUCAACGAAGCAGCGGGCGACAUCCGCGACGUCAUGCUCCCCUCGCUCGAGGCGCCCAAGGCCAAGUUGUGA